Fusarium tjaetaba is the source of this 5808-nucleotide messenger RNA. RefSeq names its product translation factor GUF1 mitochondrial. The record is from RefSeq and is a predicted model, not a curated record. Gene Ontology annotation, molecular function: GTPase activity; mitochondrial ribosome binding; GTP binding. Gene Ontology annotation, biological process: positive regulation of translation. Bases 1 to 5808 code for a protein of 1935 amino acids. NCBI's taxonomy places the organism in Eukaryota, Fungi, Ascomycota, Sordariomycetes, Hypocreales, Nectriaceae. Gene Ontology annotation, cellular component: mitochondrion. The transcript has 7 exons.
AUGCACGACGGUCAGAUCUCGUCUCCUCCUCGUCAAUUUCUCAAUCACAAUCACAAUCACCACCACCACAACCAACGUCCGAGCGCGUCUCCUUCUUCUGCUGUUACCGCUACAGUCCCGCCGCCUUGGGCUUUGCCUGCCUAUGCGUCCUCCGCUUCCGUAACGACCGACUCUAGACCAGCGACUGCGACUGGCAGAUCCCAUUAUUAUCCUCAUCGCGACCCGUCGAGAUCUGCGUUCUCGCCCUCGGCCUCUCCCUCGCUAAACGCCCAUCCUCAUCACAAGGGCCCGGGUCCCCGUCUGCCACGAACUUCCUCACUUCUCCCUCCGCCCCAUAUCGAACCUUCGCCGAGAGCUGUAACUUUCCAGAGAUCGGAUCGCUUAUCGCCCACUCCCACUCCCACGCCCACGCCUGGCAGCAGCAGCAACGGGAACGGGAACAGCAACGGAAUCCCCCACAACGCCGCCGAGAGCUCAUGGUUAUUGAAUCGUCUCUCGUCUUCGACUGUGUCCACGAAUUUCAGUCGUGUUUCGGCGCUACCCCCCCGCGCCAACCAUACCAAUUCGCGACUCGGUAAAAGCCCCAGUAUCGAUGCGACCACUUUCAUUGACAACUCUCCACCGCCUUCCAAACCAUCCCCUCGGAAACUCCAGAAGAAUCACCGUCCAAGUACAUCUGUCUCCAACCCCGACACCUUCAUUUUUAGGCCAUCAGAGGAACGAACCCAGCUACCGCAAUCCCUGCCGCUAAUCGUAACAUUAUCGCCCUUGGAGGCGCCCGCUGCGCUAAGCGAUAUACUCAACGUCAAAUCCGAAGGGGCUGGCCCUGGCUCUGGUACGAGUGAGCCUGGGCGAUCAUUAGGCGCCCGCCAGGAGGGACAGUCCCUGAAGCAAUCCGACAAUUCAGACUCUCCAGCGCGAUCCGUUACUUCAACGCCGGGCAGUGCACGCUCAAUGGCUGCAUACCGACCCAAUAUGCAGUAUGAUCAGGACCAAGAGGCUUACCCGCCUCAAAGAGGGCACUCCAGGAGUCGAUCUGGAAAAGGAAGCAAUGAUAAGGGGCGCGCCAAACCGCCAUCUCAAAAGGCCAUGUUACAUCGUGCCUUGCAGAAGGCGAAUACAGCGGUCCAGUUGGAUAAUGCACAGAAUUUUAAGGGCGCACGAGAAGCUUAUGCGGAGGCUUGCGAUCUCCUGCAGCAGGUGCUACAAAAGACAACUGCCGAUGAGGAUAAACGCAAGCUGGAAGCAAUUCGACGAACUUAUACGAGUCGAAUCGAUGAGUUAGAUCAAAUGGCACCCUGGCAAGAAGAGGAGACCAAGGCGCUGCCCGCACGCCCUGAGAGUUUAGCACAGCAUUCCGAGUCCGAGUCUGUAUUACGAUUGGAUGAUGAUGAUGAUGAUGAACCUAAUGAUACCGCUGUCUUUGACACCGCUACAGCUGCCAGAAUAGAUAGUCACAGCCUUCAACCUCGAAUUGUCAAUUCACCGCCACGAGAGGAUAGCCAAGGCUAUAAGAGACGGAGCGCCCAGAACAAGCCGAAACCUAUCGUUACAAGUCUUGCACCCGAGCCUGGACUUCUUCAAUCGUCCUUUUCACGAUCACCAGUUCGACUUCGCACUCCUGAGCAUUUCCUCCCGCAACGGCCCGCGGACCAAUACAUGCCAGCUCCGCUCUCCCCCAGACGCCCACUAUCUCCAGCAAAAGAAGUCCAUGAGAUGGACGAGCCCGUGCGAACCGAUUUCUCCAUGAGCCAUGACCAGCAGAACGACCAUGCGCAAGAGCAGAACGUGCCGCAAACGCAUUUCCGGGAAGACAGCAUGAACUCUUGGUUGGAUCCCAUUGACGAAUCAGGAGGCUCAACUGCAUCAUCUGUUCAUUCGCGCACUUCGUCGCUUGGUUUCCGAAGGAAGCACAUUCGGGGCGUUAGUGGAGAAACCGAAGCUGAAUUCGAUACCGCGUUGGACGCAGCUAUUGAGGCCGCCUAUGAUGAUGGGUAUGAGCCAAUGAGUCCAAUGGACCACAGACGAAUGGUGUCAGUGGACGCUGGCGAGGAAGUAGUAGCCAAUGCUAUGCGCAAGGUUGAGCUUGCUCGUCAAAAAGUCAGAGAGACUGAGCAAGAACUUUAUGAGAUGGAGAGGGAUAGCCGUUCUCAACAGCAGCAAUACCAGUCUUAUGAGUACCAAGGAACGCCCAACGACUUUUAUAACGAUAACUCAUCCGACGAAGAAGAGAGGAUUUUGGAUGAGAUUGCUCGAGAUUACGGUCUCGAAUCAUAUAGACAUCGCCCACCACCACCUCGAGAGUCUGACUCUAGCGGCGUAACUUCACGUACAUGGCACAGCUCACAAGGAUCGAAUCCGCCAACGGGAGCUACUUCACUCUCUACCGUUACAGAGCUACCACCACCUUUGACGCAUCUUACACAGGGCCCAGCUGCCCCUCCACCUACACAGUCUUUACCUGAACUACCUCAACGACCUGGAUCAUCCGCACAAAGUGUACGAAAUAGACGUCUUUCAGGACAGAACCCGAAACAACUAAAGAUUGAAACCUCCAAGCUGGCUCUUCCUAUGCAGAGUUAUGCCGAUGCCAACCAGGCUAAGUCUGCUCCUCUAAGCAGUCAGAACGUUGACGCCACAGUUGAGCCGGAUACGAAGGCCGCGAGUGCGAAUCAUAGACAACCCUCACCACCGUUGUUCGAAGCCAGCCCGACGGAUAUGACAGGAUCUCGACCUACACCAUCGCCGUUUGGACAGUUGGGCUCAGAGAAGGGCGAUGACGACAUCACCGGCUCUCCCAAUACGCGAAAAUUGAGGAAGAACUUUUCGUCCUCGAGUCUUCGAAGUAUGAAGAGUCGCAACAUGUCAUUGACACAUCUGGAAGAAGGCUCGGAUUUGUCUCCUGGAACCCCAGGAAGCAAUCCCUUUGGAUCUCUCAAUGCUCCGUCAGUCCCAGCUCUGCCUACACCUCUUGCCACGAGCUUCCGUGAUCGAUCGGAAACAAAUGCGGCUGGGCUGUCAUUGUUUGACGACCACUUCUACUCUCCGACAAGCCCUGGGUCGCCUAAUCCGCUCAUCUCCGACCCUCCAGCUCCCCUUGAGCCUUGUCCUACUGAUUUCAUGCUGCGACCUUUCUGGCUGAUGCGAUGUCUUUACCAGACAUUGGCCCAUCCACGUGGCGGUUACAUCAGCAGCAAACUCUUUGUUUCUAGAGAUGUUUGGAGGGUGAAGGGAGUGAAGCUCAAGAACAUCGAGGACAAGGUGGCAAACUGCGAUUUCCUCACAGCUGCUUUACUCAAGAUCGCGAGAGUGGAUACUUAUGAUGCUGAUGCAGUCUUGGAAGAGAUGCAAUCCCUGGAGGGCAUUCUCGAACAAGUCCAAACAGCAUUGAGUCGCAAACUUGGCAAUGAAGUUGGCGUCCAUGGAUCUGGAGCACUGUUCAAGGACGCAUCCACCGGCGAUGGAGAUGCAGCUGCUGGCGUGCCGCGAUCAGCGAGUGUUUCUGGGAAAUCCUCCUUCUCAUGGCGACGCCUUCGUUCGAAGAACUCUGCAGUCGGACUUGGUGGCUCUUACAUGAGCCGUGUUAACACGGAAACGUCUAAGGAUAUACCCAGCAUUGCCAGCCUGCCAAUGACACCUACCCCAACGAAUCGUCCCCCCAAGCGGGAUCUGGCACAGGUCCAAUUCACAGGUCCGAACGCGAUGUACAUGAGCUCAUUGGCACGCCUGUUUGAUGCAGCUCAAGCUAUUGAUCAAAUAGCCAGACAAGUCGAGGAUCCUGGAUUGCGACACGCCGACAAGACACAAGUUGGUCUUGAGCUAUGCACACGACAUGCAGCGGAGUUCUUUGGGUUCUACAUGAGCCUGGCUUGGAGCGCUGGCCGUGCCUGGAGUCGGCAAUGCCUCUCACAAGCGCUCACACCGAGGAUAUACGCAAACCUGCGUCGAUACGCCACGAAGCCUACACCCGCUGAGCUCGAAGCCCGAAUCGCUGCCAUCCCCAUCGAGAGAUAUCGUAAUUUCUGCAUCGUGGCGCAUAUUGACCAUGGGAAGAGUACGCUGAGCGAUCGGUUGUUGGAGUACACUGGUACGAUAUCUGCUAGCGAUGCGAACAAGCAGAUUCUGGAUAAGCUGGAUGUAGAGCGGGAGAGAGGGAUCACCGUCAAGGCGCAGACGUGUACUAUGAUCCACAAGCACAACGGGCAGGAUUAUCUGCUUCAUCUUGUCGAUACGCCUGGGCACGUGGACUUUAGAGCUGAAGUUACGAGAUCGUAUGCUAGUUGUGGCGGAGCGUUACUUCUCGUUGAUGCAUCGCAGGGUAUUCAGGCACAGACUGUGUCAAACUUUCAUCUUGCCUUUGCGCAGGAUCUGGCGCUCGUUCCGGUGGUGAACAAGAUCGACAUGCCAGCUGCAGAUGUCCCGCGAGUACUACAACAAAUGAAGGAUAGUUUUGAGCUCGAUCCCAAAGACGCUAUUAUGCUCAGCGCCAAAACGGGGAAGGGUGUACCGGAUGUUUUGCCCGCUGUUAUAGAGCGGAUUCCUCAUCCUGUUGGAGACGAGAAGAAGCCGCUCAAGAUGAUGUUGGUGGAUUCAUGGUACGAUAACUUCCGCGGUGUAGUGCUGCUGGUGAGGCUAUUCGACGGUACGAUCAAAGCGGGUGAUAGUGUUGUUUCUUUGGGGACGGGGAUGAAGUACACUGUUGGACAGGUUGGCAUUCAGUAUCCGCAUGCUAUACCGCAAGCGACGCUCAGCGCAGGACAAGUUGGCUACGUGUACUUCAACCCAGGUAUGAAGAAGAUCCAAGACGCAAAACUGGGCGAUACAUUCACCUUUGUCGGGUCCGAAGAAAAUGUCGAGCCGUAUCCUGGUUUCGAGGAGCCCAAGCCCAUGGUCUUCGUGGCAGCCUUCCCCACUGACCAGAGCGACUACAGUCGUUUGGCAGAUAGUAUUGGUCAAUUGGUUCUCAACGACAGAAGUGUUACGCUGCAGAAGGAUCACUCUGAAGCCCUCGGUGCAGGAUGGCGAUUAGGCUUCCUGGGAAGUUUGCACUGCUCUGUGUUCCAGGAUCGGCUGAGGCAGGAACAUGGGAAGAGCGUUAUUCUGACGGAGCCGACUGUGCCGUCAAAGAUUAUAUGGCCUGAUGGGUCGGAGGAGAUAGUGUCGAAUCCGGCGCUGUUUCCGGAGACGAGCAAUCCCAAAGUGAAGCAGUCACAACUCUUUGAACCAUAUGUCACUGCUACAAUCACCAUGCCAGAGGAAUAUCUCGGUCGUGUGAUUGAGCUCUGCGAAGCGAAUCGUGGAGAACAGAAGAGUUUGGAGUUCUUCCACACAACGCAGGUUAUUCUACAGUAUGAGAUUCCAACGGCCCAAUUAGUCGAUGACUUGUUUGGCAAGCUCAAGAGCGUAACCAAGGGAUACGCGACGCUGGAUUAUGAAGAUGCAGGUUGGCGGGAGAGUAACCUCGUCAAGCUGCAGCUGCUGGUGAACAGACAGCCCGUCGAUGCGAUUUGUAAGGUCGUUCAUUCAUCGCAGGUUGAUAGGCUUGGGCGACAGUGGGUUACAAAGUUCAAGGAGCAUGUUGAUCGUCAACAUUUCGAGGUCGUUAUCCAAGCUACAGCAGGUAAUCGCAUCGUAGCGCGAGAAACCAUCAAGCCCUUCCGUAAGGAUGUGCUUGCAAAGUUACAUGCUGCUGAUGUAUCGAGAAGAAGAAAGCUGCUGGAGAAACAAAAGGAGGGUAGGAAGAGGUUACGCGCUGUGGGUAAUGUGAUUAUCGAUCAGUCGGCGUUCCAGAGCUUCAUGUCGAGAUGA